CGAUCCGCCUCCUCCUCCCCCUUCCAUUCGCCUCGAGGCGCGUCUGCUCUCUCGCUCUCUCUCCGACGAGCCCUAGCUCUCGCUGAGUGGAGGCGAGCAAUGGCGAGGAGGUGGGCGGCGGCGGUCGGGGCCGGGUUGGUGCUGCUCCUCGUCGGCACCGUCGCGCUCAGCGGCGGCGGCUCUGGUGGCCGGCUCCUUGCCGGGCUCCGGAGAGGUGGCGGCGACGCCGACGCGUCGGCGGCGACGAUGACGGUGCCCGGCGCGGUGGACGACCCGGAGGAGGUGGUCUCGCAAGUGCACAUGUCGAUCAGGAACAGCACGGCGAGGAGGAAGCUGGGGUACCUGUCGUGCGGCACCGGCAACCCGAUCGACGACUGCUGGCGGUGCGACCCUGACUGGCACAACAACCGGCAGCGGCUGGCCGACUGCGGCAUCGGCUUCGGCCGCAACGCCAUCGGCGGCCGCGACGGCAAGAUCUACGUGGUGACCGACCCCGGCGACGACGACCCCGUGAACCCCAAGCCCGGCACGCUGCGGUACGCCGUCAUCCGGGACGAGCCGCUGUGGAUCAUCUUCAAGCGCGACAUGGUCAUCACGCUCAAGCAGGAGCUCAUCAUGAACAGCUUCAAGACCAUCGACGGCCGCGGCGCCAACGUGCACAUCGCCAACGGCGCCUGCCUCACCAUCCAGUACGUCACCAACAUCAUCAUCCAUGGCCUGCACAUCCACGACUGCAGGCCGACCGGCAACGCCAUGGUCCGCAGCUCGCCGAGCCACUACGGCUGGCGCACCAUGGCCGACGGUGACGCGGUCUCCAUCUUCGGAGCUAGCCACAUCUGGGUUGACCAUUGCUCGCUCUCCAACUGCGCCGACGGCCUCAUCGAUGCCAUCAUGGGAUCCACUGCCAUCACAGUGUCCAACAACUACUUCACCCACCACAAUGAGGUGAUGCUCCUGGGGCACAGUGAUUCCUAUGUGAAGGACAAGGCAAUGCAGGUUACAAUAGCCUUCAACCAUUUUGGAGAGGGUCUCAUUCAGAGAAUGCCAAGGUGCAGGCAUGGUUACUUCCAUGUGGUGAACAAUGACUACACACACUGGGAGAUGUAUGCCAUUGGUGGAAGUGCUGAACCAACCAUCAACAGCCAGGGCAACCGCUACCUUGCUCCGACAAAUCCCUUUGCCAAAGAGGUGACAAAGAGGGUUGAAACUGCCCAGAGCAUCUGGAAGGGCUGGAACUGGAGAUCAGAGGGAGAUCUCCUGCUGAACGGUGCCUUCUUCACCCCAUCAGGGGCAGGUGCCUCGGCCAGCUACUCGCGAGCCUCCAGCCUUGGCGCCAAGUCAUCGUCCAUGGUCGGUACCAUCACAUCCGGUGCAGGCGCCUUGUCGUGCCGCGGUGGCUCAGCCUGCUAGUGCACUGCACCUUCAGAGAAAUAGAGUUGCGCAACACCGCCUCGCGCCUACAACAACACAAAGAAACAAGAAUAUAGAAGCUUAAAGCCUACCGGAACAUCGCGGGUUACAGCUUUUCUUUUUUCUCCUCCCCUUCUCUACUCUUUUUUGAAGCUUUUGACAAUGGUUAUAUCAUAUAUGACCUCUCCAAGAUUCACCAUUCCUCAACCUCCCCCUGCCUCCGACUUUGAACACUGUCAUGGAGCAGGCGAGAAGCGUUGCUGAUUGAAUUUCGUCGCUCGGUCCCCUAUUAGUCAUCUGAGUGUGAGUGUGUGUGUGUUUUGUUUUGUGUCGACCGAUGAUGUCUGCCCCCUGCACAUUGCAGUGUGUAAUGCGAGGUCAGGGGUGCUCUGACGUCUCACAUAUACCAUGGUUGUCAAACAAGAGUCUACCACAAUGUUUGUGCCUGGGUUGGGUUGGUUGCAGAUGUUUGGUCUGGAGUGAGUGAGUGAGUUCUACUGCUGUAAAAGACGAAUAUGCAUAGUUUACCCCUCUCUUCUUCACUGAAAGUUAAAAGUGGGCUUAAUAUUA
Oryza brachyantha (malo sina) is the source of this 1980-nucleotide messenger RNA. RefSeq names its product probable pectate lyase 8. The record is from RefSeq and is a predicted model, not a curated record. Gene Ontology annotation, molecular function: pectate lyase activity. NCBI's taxonomy places the organism in Eukaryota, Viridiplantae, Streptophyta, Magnoliopsida, Poales, Poaceae. The coding region runs from base 100 to 1410 and encodes 436 amino acids. The transcript is spliced from 6 exons.